Molecule: messenger RNA, 3424 nt
Organism: Penicillium brasilianum
Lineage: Eukaryota; Fungi; Ascomycota; Eurotiomycetes; Eurotiales; Aspergillaceae
Source: the annotation of a GenBank genome assembly
CCUGACCCUUUCCAUUUUGCUUUCUUCUCUUUCUUACUUUCUCACAGAGCUUUUUUCUUUUCUCUUUCCUGUGAGCUUCAUGUCUCCGUGGUAGUCUGAUCUAGCUCUAUCGCGACGUCUCCAAGAACCUCCUAGAUCUUUUACAAUCCGCCCCCCAUUCCCCCCUAGAGCUCUGGUAUACUUCGCACACCCCUGGUAAACACGUCUCCGAUUCCGGCGGUCCCUCCCCACCAAGGACCCUGGCUCGCAAUGUCGCUCCAAGUCAACGACCCACGGUCGCGCACCCGCUCCAAGUCCCCCGGCCGCAGCCGCGAACGCUCCCGGUCUCGCGAUAGCCGAGCCCCCGAUCGCCUGGACCUCGAACCCCCGCGCUCGCGACAGCGCUCUCGUUCUCCGGCCGUCGAGAUCGCGCCCAAGUCCUCCUCCUCGAGGGAGUACGAUCUCCCGCGCGCGCGUUCGCCGGUCGUGGAAAUUGCGCCUCGCGCGGCCAAGACCAAGUCUUCGCGCGACUAUGACUCGGAUGAGGAGACGGAGAUUGAUCGGCAGUAUAAAUUGCUGAAGGAGGGGCGGUUACGGGAUGGCGAUGAGAAGCCUAGUCUUGUUGUUGCAAGGGUUCCGCGGAGUCAGCCGCGUUAUGAUGUGGAGCGCUCGGAUGAGGAUGAGGAUGAGGUUGAGGUUGAGGGGGAGCGGAGGAGGCGUGGGGAGAUGGCGUAUAGGCGUCGUGAGGAGGCGAGGUAUGAGCUUUCGGAGGAGGAGGAUUUGAAGGCUGUAAGGAUGAGGGAGAGGGAGAGGGAAAGGGAUCCGAGGAGUUCGAAGGAUUCGUUGAGGGAGUCGAGGGACUCGCGCGAUCCGAGGAGCUCGAAGGAUUCGUUGAGAGAGUCGAGGGACUCGCGCGAUCCGCGGAGCUCGAAAGAUUCCCUGAGAGAAUCGCGCGAGUAUGCGGCUCGGUCUCAUCAACGUCGGCCUUCGUCCCCGCCUAGUCGGGAUGGGAGGUUGGAUGAUUCGGACAGUGAUUCGGAUGAUGGGCUGGCAUAUGGUGAUGCUCUGGGUGGUCAUCCGAGCUAUGCGCGCCCGGGCAAGUAUCAGUAUGCACAGCCAACGCAUCUCCAUCCUGCGCAGCCGGUGGCACCGCGCCAGCCUGCGCAUCCGGAUCCCAAGUCGUCGGACUGGGCUCCCAUCCCUGAGUGUGAGCGUCCGGGCUUCGUGCCGCCGGCCUCGCACCCUUCGUCGCAGGCUGGGGUGGCCUCGACUAUGCCCGGUGGCUUCCCUACAGCCUCGACGUAUGCGGAUCUCCCCGCGACGACUGCACCCUCGUUCCCGAUGCCGCAGUAUGCGGGAUUCCCUGCCCAACAGCAGCUUCCGUACGCACAAGCUUCUUCUGGUCCUUAUAAUCCGUCGCAUCACCGUACUGCUUCCGCCACGAAUGCCUCUCAACCAAUUCCUGGCCAGUAUGCGCAGCCGGCCCCGUAUCAGUAUGCGCAUGUCGAUCCCAAUGUUCGAUAUGCUUCCAAGGCAACCCCCGUCCAACCUUAUACUGCCUCGCCAGAGCAACAGUUUGCAAAGCCGCAGGAGCAGUUCAAUAAAGGGCCUCGUGAGCCUCAGGCGGCUGCGUACCCGUACAGGUAUAGCACUGAACCGCAGUUUGUAGACAAGCAGCAUCCACCACCACCGCAGCCCCAGUCCCAGCAUCAUCAGCCUCAGCCUCAGCAUCAGCAACUGCAGCCCCAGUACGGACAUGGCCACAGUCAUCAACAACAGUCCCAGCAAUUGGUGGAGAUUACACCUGGCGGCGGACGAGGCCGACCGCAUAGCUUGUCCGUGUCAUCAGGGAAUAACCUCGCGGUUGCAGGCUCUCACAGUCUACACGCUGGCCAUCCCCCGGCCAGUCCACUACUGGAGGCCUAUCGCGGUACCUAUCAGUCCAUCUCGCCCAUGCCAUCUCCGAUUAUGAUGCCCUCGCGGGACGAGGACAUCUCGGACCUGGAGCCACUCGACGGUGGUGCUUCGGGCUCUGAACUAGCACGCCGUAAGAAACAUGUCCGCUCCAAAUCUUCCAUUAGCGAAAAGGAAACCCGCCACCGCAGUAGCAAAGAGAAGAUCAGGGAAAAAGAAAAAGACCGCGAUGACCACAGCAAAGACGACAGGCGUCGCCUCCGCCACGAGCGCCACGAUUCUAGCACGUCGAUUGACCGUGAUCGUGAUCGUGAUCGUGAACGCGAUAAUAUAGUCGUCAUCUCACCCACCACCGGCCGUAAGCGUGUCUCCUUCUACGACGCCGGCGCCGACGCAAUCGACAUGCAGAACGCACUCAACCACCGCACAAUCGACAACAAGACCAUCAUCCAGGUCCUGCCCCGGCUCACAAGCGACGAAAUCCUCCUCCUCCGCGCAGAAUACAAAAACCGCGUCAAAAUGCACGGCAAGGGUAUCAACCUCGCCAAACACCUCCGCCUCAAACUCGGCAACUCCUCCUUCGGCAAGGUAGCCUACGCUACCGCCCUCGGCCGCUGGGAAUCGGAAGCUUACUGGGCAAACUGCUACUACCAAGCGGGGACCUCGCGCCGCGAACUCCUCAUCGAAUCCCUAAUCGGACGGUCCAACGCCGCCAUCCGCGAAAUCAAGUCCUGUUUCCGGGAUACCCGGUACAACGAUAGUCUUGAGCGGUGUAUGCGGGCGGAACUCAAGGCAGAUAAGUUUCGGACGGCCGUGUUGUUGGCGCUCGAGGAGAGGAGGCAGGAUGAGAGGGAGCCCCUGGAUGAGAGGUUGAUCCGGCAGGACGUUGGGGAUUUGCACCGGGCCUUGGUUUCGAGGGAAGGUGGGGAGACGGCUAUGAUUAAUAUCAUUGUUUUGAGGAGUGAUGCUCAUCUGAGGGAGAUGUUGCGAGAGUACGAGGCGGUUUAUCGGGUGAAUUUUGCGAGGGCGAUGAUUGCCAAGUCGAAGAAUUUGGUGGGUGAAACACUAGCCCACAUCCUAAACGGUGCGAUCAACCGCCCCAUGCGUGACGCCCUCCUCCUCCACCAAGCCGUCCGAGAGUCCCGAACUGGCCGCGAGCGCUCCGAGUUGCUCAUUUCUCGACUUGUGCGGUUACAUUGGGAACCGCGGCAUCUGGAGCUGGUCAAGAGUGAGUACCGGAGACGGUAUAAUGAGCGAGUCGAGGAGGCGAUUGCCGAGGAGGUGAUGAGUUCGAGUGGGAGUAGUGAGUGGGGGGAGUUUUGUAUUGAGUUGGCUAGGAGUUCGACUUGAGCGAUGGAGAGGAUGGGGUGGAAGGAUGGGAUUGGUUAAAUAAUGUCUAGUGUACAUGGAAGAGUAGUUUAUGUUAUAGAGAAAGGGCUAUGCAGUGUUGUAUGUUUCAUGUUCUAUGAUUCCUUUGAUAUGGAGACCCCAAGUUGAACUGUACGGAGCUUCUCGUGGACCUCAUAGGAUU